CUACGUGAGGCUGUCGGGAGGCGUGCUGGACGCCGUUGCCCUUAGGAACAGCAGAGGGCCGGCUUGGAGCGGCCUCUGGAGUGGCGGAUAUGGCUGCCCCGCAAAGCCAGUCCAACUCUCCUCUGAGGGUCCUUGAGGAAGCUUUGGGCACGGGGUUGGCCGCCGCCGGUGACACGGAGGACGCAGAGGCGGCAGAGGGCGCCUACUACCUGGAGCAAGUCACUAUAACUGAAACAUCUGAAGACGAUUAUGAAUAUGAAGAGAUACCAGAUGAUAAUUUCACCAUUCCAGAAGGUGAAGAGGAUCUGGCAAGAGCAAUCCAGAUUGUUCAAGAACAGAUUACAGAUACUCAAAUUUUGGAACAGCAAACAGUUCUUCGUUCAAGGCAUGCAGUACCUGAAGUAAUAGAAGACUUUCUCUGCAAUUUCCUGAUCAAAAUGGGGAUGACCAGAACUCUUGAUUGCUUUCAGUUUGAAUGGUAUGAAUUGAUACAGAAGGGAGUAACUGAACUUAGACCUGCUCAGAGUGUCCCGGAUGUCUACACUCAGAUUAUGCUUUUAGAGAACGAGAACAAAAAUUUGAAGAAAGACUUGAAACACUUUAAACAGGCAGCUGACAAGGCUAGAGAAGAUCUGCAGAAAACUCAGAAAGAACGUGAUUUUCAUCGAAUGCAUCAUAAGCGAGUCGUCCAAGAGAAAAACAAAUUAAUUAAUGAUCUCAAAGAGUUGAAGUUACACUAUGCAUCUUAUGCACCUACUAUUAGAGUAUUACACGAGAAGCAUCACGCUUUACUGAAGGAGAAAAUGCUGGCCUCCUUGGAAAGAGACAGAGCUGUUGGGAAGAUUUCUAGACUUCAUGAAACAUUGAAGGGCAUGGAAGGAGGACUUAUUUCUUACAUUCCUGAAAUUAAAGUUCAUCAGACUUGUGAAAAAGAAAAUACUCCACAGGGUCCUACUCAGAAAGAUCUUCAUGAAGCCAGGGAACAAAACAAAUGUAAAACGAAGAAAAAAGACAAUACAAAGGCCUCCUUUGACAGAAAUCAAGAGGCACCUCAUAAGCUCAGAACAAGAUCAGCCCUCUGUCCAAGAGCAGCAGUGGAGAGGAAGCUCACAGGCUUGGAGUGGGCCCACACUUCUGCAGGAUACCACUGGCAGAAGAUAGCCGAGUGCAGGAGCACUCAGAAUAAGACCACCCACCUACAGCACAUCUCACCUACAGCUGGAACCAAAUGAGAGAUUCUGAGAAACACACCCAAUCCUGUUUUUCAUCAACACCUACAUCCUUUCUCCACAUUCUUUUCAGUCCCCAUAAGGAUCUUAUCGUUUAUUCCAACACUCUAAUUCUCCUUAAGACCUCUUGUAUACUUUUUCUGGCCUACUUGCUCCUCCUCCUUCCUGCUUUCUGACUCUCCAGAUUAUUUAUCUGUACUCACUGGAUCUCAAAUUUAGUGAACAGAAUUCUCUGUUAUUUCCAUUUCCACUGUAAGUAUUCUUACUGUCUUCUGUGCUAAAGCAAAUCUAGCUUUCCUCUAGUGAUUGUUCCUCCUGAGGCUAGUGGGGUUCUGAUAAAUGCUUAAAUGAUAAAUCAUCUCUCAAAAGAAAGAGGGGGGGAGAAGAAGGAGGAGGGGGGGAGCAAGAGUAGGUAGAGGAGAAAGGGAUAAAGAAGAGAUUGAAGAAGAGGUAAAUAUUUUCCCCACUCUAUACUCAAUUGUUACAUUGGUCCUAGAGUUCAGAUACAUAUUCCCCUUGCUUCUCCUUACUCCUUUCAGUUCUUCUCCCUCCCUCCUUUGGGAAUGUAUCAUCCUUUAGAUUUCACUAUGGUCAGAUUAUCCCACUUACCAUACUAUUUUAUUAUAGAUAGCUUUUCUAUACUUACUUUCGUAAAUUAAAAAAAUAAUUUUCACUUUCUUAAAAAUGAUUUCUGCCAUAAUAUUCCAUUAUUUAAAUAUUUACACGGAUGAGGCUUGUAACACUCUGGACUUUGAGUUCCUUGUCAGCCUGCUCCAGGAUCCUAUUCAUUACCGAUUCUCAGCCUCUCAAUUCCACUGUUGUUUCCUAGGCCUUAUUAUUACCAAUAACAGACAUAAUUUUUCAUUUUUUGUUGCUUCCUUCUCAUCUUCCUAAACUCUGCAUGUUAAAGUAUUAUAAUGUUUAGUUCUUAGACCUCUUCUGUUUUUAGUUGUCACUCCAUAGGUGUGACAUGGUUUUAAAUUCUACCUAUAUUUUAAUGCUUCUUUUAUUCUCAUUGUCUAUGGAAAUCUCUUCUGUGAAACCUAGUUUUAUAUAUCUAGUUUCCUACUUGAUACCUGCAGUUAGGCAUUAAUUUCUUAGUUACAGUUAGGUUUCCUGCAGUUUUUUUCACCUUAAUUAACAGAUACAGUUGCUGGCUAAAAAACCUCGAGUCUUCCUUGACAUUUUUUUCUUGAGUUUUUUCUCUAAGACCUCACACUUUCUAUUAAAAUUAAUCAUUUUGGUUAUAGCUUGGAAAAUAUCUAUACUUUUGUCUUUUCCUCCCACCAGCACUAUUGCUAUUCCCCCUUUACCUUGGAUUAUUGAAAAAUCCUCUUAACAACUCAUUGAUUUAGUGUUUGUUUUCCUUUAGUCUCUUUUACACACAGCUGCCAAAGUGAACUUUUAAAAACAUGUCUAUCCAUGCCAUUUCUGCUGAAAACUUUCCAGUGGCUCCCUGUCUUACUCAGAGUUACAGAGAAUCAUUGUAACCUCUGAAUUCCAAUGUGGUCUGUUCCUUUUUAUUUCUUUGUUAAUUUAUCCUGCUACUACUCUCUUGUCUUUGACUCAUUUGCUGGCUUCCUGAGUGUCUGUAGAAAACUCUAGAUGUGCCCUUGUCUUGAGGGUUUCACACUUGGGAUAUUUCUUCCUGGAUUUGUUUCUCUUCCAAUAUUGGAACAGCUUCUCCCUUUCCCUUCCUUUUAAAAUGCCCGCUGUUUAAGGAGACCUUGCAUAGCCACCCAGUCUUAAUUUUCAUGCUGCCGGUCAUUCCCUGACACUUGUUGGACCUUUUUCCUGCUUUAUUUACAUACCUUUCCUUAUAUAUUGUGUUGUACUCAUUAGCUCCUUUGUUAUAUCACUUUCCACUGGAAUGUAAGCUUCACAAGAGCGGGAUAUUUAUCAUUUUUAUUCAGUGCUAUAUUCCCAGUGCCAAAAAUAAGUCUGGUAAGUAGUAUCUCAUAUUUGCAUUUGCAAGAGUGCGUAAAUGAAAACCAAGUGUUCUGUUGUUGCAUAGACAUGCAUUUGCUUAUUAGGAACUGGCAUGAGUACAGUGACCUUGCUGAAUUACAGUUUAUAAGUUUUAAAAAUAUUUUCCUUGUAAAUGAUGAUACUCUCUGACAAUGAAAGUUAUAAUUUUCCUUUUCUAACCCUCAAAAAUUUUCUUUUCUUAUUUUAUAUGUUGUUUAUGAUCUUCAAAAAAUAGUUAAGUAGAAGUAGUUACAACAGGCACUUAUCCUUUUUAUGAUUUUUAAAGGGAAUGCCUCUGAAGUUUCAACAGAAGGAAUAUUUAUUGUCUUUGAUACAUAUUCUUUAUCAGGAUUUUUAAAAAGGACCCCUUUAACCACAUUUGCUAAGUUUGUGAUUUAUCAUGAAUAUACAUUCUUCUGGUAAUAAGUGAAUGAUAAAAUUUAAAAUUAUUUUUAAGUAUUGUGAUUGUAUAUCAUUAUUGUAGAUUAAAUUUUCUGCUUUUUAGAUGAUUUUUCUCUAAAAAUACUUUAAUGUGGCAAAUGACAUUAUGAAUUUUCUACAGUAAACAUCCUCUCUAGGAUAAAGUUAAUAUUUCUUUCACAUUAUUUGAUUAAUGUAUUACUAUAUCUAUUUUUAUUAAUAUGUUAUUUUAUGAUUAAAACUGGUUGGUCUUUAAUUUCUCUAUAGUUACUGCCUUAUGAUUUUUGUAUAGAGGGAAUACUUCUUUUCUGUUCUUUGAAAGAGUUUUUAUCCUAUUGAAGACCUGUCCUUAAAAAGUAUAGCAAAAAUCUUCUGUAGAACUAAUUGGAACUGUUAUGG
Heterocephalus glaber (naked mole-rat) is the source of this 4016-nucleotide messenger RNA. Lineage: Eukaryota; Metazoa; Chordata; Mammalia; Rodentia; Bathyergidae. The record is from RefSeq and is a predicted model, not a curated record.